This is a messenger RNA of Toxotes jaculatrix (banded archerfish), 2705 nucleotides long. RefSeq names its product putative protein MSS51 homolog, mitochondrial. The transcript is spliced from 6 exons. Bases 1230 to 2384 code for a protein of 384 amino acids. The record is from RefSeq and is a predicted model, not a curated record. Lineage: Eukaryota; Metazoa; Chordata; Actinopteri; Toxotidae.
CUGUGGGAAAUUAUACCUUUCCACUGUCUCUCAACAAUAAAAGGGCCAAAAAAUCCAAGCAGCAUUUAUUUGACAGCUAUUUUCAGUUCUAUUCAGGGUGGAUUAUAUAUCACAUUAGAAAACAAAGCAUGAGCUACAGGAUUAAAAAUUACCAGGGGAUAAGUAAUCACCUGAUAUGAUACAGUCUUAACAAAACUGAACAUUAUAUGCUUCACUAAUUCCAGGCCUAUUAUAUGGGAUAGCAUUGUAUUACAGGGCAUGGACAAAUCAUGGGAUUUUGUCUCUGUAGCAGCCAAAGCAUAUUUCACUUUUUCACACCCUCAGACCUGCUUCCUGCAAACAUUUCAAGCAAUAGUUUGCAUGCCUGCUUUCCAUUUCAGAACAGUCAUUGAUUCCAGCUUCCAGUCAAAAAGAAGAAUUGCUUAAUUUUGCUGUAGUUUAGCAGCAGUCAAGUGAGCAAAUUAUAUAAAGCAAAUUAUAACCGAUAGGAAAUACAUGAUCAAAGUGAUUUACUCAUGUCAAUUUUACAGACCAUUGUCUUAUCGCAGUGAUCUCUCCACCUAAUUAGUUCUAAAUGAAUAUAAGAAGUAUUCCCAUGAGGUUUUAUAAUGGGGAAAUGGGGUCCAUGGAGAGUAUAAGAAUUCUGUUUUGCAAAUGGUGAGCUAUAGCAAUGAAAAAUUAGGGGGGCGGGGGCUCUUUUUCCUGCUGGAUUAAUGCCCACCUCUGUCUAGAUAUGUUUUAAUUCAUCAUAAAGGGGAUUGCCUUAGUGAAACAGCCUUUACAGUGUGACACUGACCUCUAGUGGAUGAAAGUGAUAGAAGCACACAGAAUGUGUGGGCUGUGUUGCAAUAGUGGUUCUCAGGAGCAUUAGUGGUCAUAGACCAUGUUCGGGUGUGUUGGUAUUAGAAUUAAUCAGCUGAACCUUAUUUUAAUUAAAAGCAAAUAUGGGAGUCCUACAGUAAUGAGGAGGUUGAUGGUGUUUUCUCAUCAUGAAAACCUGUGUUUAUUUAAAGACAUGAUGUAUAGAUAUAUAUAGAUAUGCACAUUUUGUAAUGGCUCAUGUGAGUCUAGCUCUUGUGAAGUCAGGAAAGGUCUGGAGUUGUCAGAGCUUUCUAGAAGGGGAAGCACAGGUGCUAUAUCUGGCAGCAGCGGCCCCCAACAGGCUGCUCAGAUACCAAACCAGAGGAGCAGCAGAGGAAGUAACAGGGGAGCCUGAGUGAGACUCACAAAUGACAGAAGCUGAGAGAGCCAUUCCGGAGACCAAGGGUAAACCCAUGGCCUUCCGGUCCCAAAAAGAGAUGUUUGAGAAGAUGGAGGAGUCCUUUAAAAUCUGUGUGCAUUGUGAGAAGAGGCCAAAUCAAUUAUCAAACCCACAGAACCUGAAGCGUUGUGCUAGAUGUCUAAAUGUUUAUUACUGCUGUAAAGACUGUCAGAAGGAGGACUGGCCCAAACACAAGAAGUUCUGCUCACAGCUGCGUCUAGCUGCCAUUGACAGAAUCGUGGAGUGGCUUGUGUUCAAAGGAGAGCUUCCAUUCCCCACAGAAAAAUGGUCAAAGCCCCAGUCAGAGGUUAAAGGUUGGGAUGACUGGCUUACGAUGCAGGGAGAUCUCACAGUUCGUAUCAAUCCCAUUUUAAAUGGAGCAAACUUGAAAGACUUGUGGACCGACGCUGGCAGGCCUCGGCCUGACGAUGAAGAACUGAAGCAGUCUCUGUGGAGGGUCUGCAGUGAGUUUUUCUCCAGGCCUCUGACCAUCGCUUGGGGGAUGAGGCUGUUUGGCCUUAACCCUUAUUCCAAACCUCUCACCAUUCACCUGGUGGGAGCAGGACACAGCGAGACACUGGCAGCCAGACUGACUGACUACGACGAGCUGAACAACAUGUUUCCUGGACACCAGGGAAUCGAGAUAGUCAUGGUUGGACCAGAAGUGGUGGAUGGCCCCAUUGUGAGGCCUCCUCUCAGAGCGUUUGGUCCCAAGCAGAGGGUUUACAUCAGUGCCUACAAGGGCCUCUACCACGAGUUCUGGGAGGAGCUGGUGGAGAAAGAGGAAGCAGCCAAGCCAGACCUGGUUGUUGGAUUUCAUCCUGGGUUUGAUGCCAGUCAAGGCCUGGACCAGGGUUGGCUUCCAACGCUUCUGCUCCUCAGGGAUUAUGAGAUUCCUUCACUUUUCACUGCUCUUAAUGACACCGAGAUGACCUACUCCCUGCAGAUCCUGUUGGAGUUGGAGAUGGACAUGAAGGGAAGUGGGGCCAACCCCUUCUCCUCACUCAAACCGGAAGUGGUGGGCUCAUGUCCCAACAAGCCUCCUGUCUACUGCAACUCCCACUACUUCUGUUUUCAGGGUCUACUGGAGACUGUGGAGUUUGAGGAACCAGAUGAGGCCUGAAGCAGCUAAGAGCUACAGUGUGCACAGCCUUUUGCCUUUCACAUCUGAAGCUCUGAUUUCUUUUCUUUUUUUUCCCACUAUGAAGCAUUGUUUUUGUAUGCUCAUGUUUUCUUGUAACAUUUUUCUAAAAAUAGCAUGUAAAUACAUAUAUAUUAUUGUUAUAAAGCUGUUGCCAUUUCACUUUCUUAACAGCUGGGAGUGUUGGUUCUGACAUUUACAUUCACUAUCUUAGUUUCACGUCCUGCAACUGUGGGAGUUGUAAGAUUUGAAUAUACUGUCUCUGAACUAUUGUUGUGUUAGCAGAGAGGCAAUAAAACUUUG